AUUUAUAAGCGCGCCCCGGCCAAGAUGCCUGCUACUCUGGAGUGGGAUCAAGUGACGCGGAUUAGCCCGGCGAGCCUCCUCGAUUUUGACAAAACCCAGUUGGAAGAGGUCAUCGACAUGUUUGUUUUGACAGAAGAAUGGGAGGUGAAGGAUAAAGCCCCAGAGAACAUUGUUCAAGUCCUCCGAUUGUUCCAGACACUGUUGAAGAUCAAAGACCGAGAAGCUGCUUUUGGCUCCACAAUUCUUGAUCAAGCUGGAGAAAAACAUGGUAAAAUAGAAAAGGAACUCGUCGCCAAGGUGUCGAGGCUGGAACAAGAACUCAAGUCCGGCAAAGGGCGAGACACCCAUUUUCUGAGAGAUGAGAUCCGGCAGCUCGAGGCUAAACUGGAGCAGGGGGAGACAGCGCUGACCCAGUUACAGAGAGAAAUGGGCAAGGAAAAGAAAACCAAUGAGGAGUUGCUUGUGCGAGUAGAGGAGGCCGAGGAUGAAGCCAAGAAGCUGAAAAGAGAGAUUAAAAAGCUUAGGAAGAAGAAUGCGCAGCUCCGGCAGGAUGUGGACUUCUAUCGCGGCGAGCUGGAGCAGAAGGAGCCGCUCGCCUCCAGUGACGAGAACGCAGAGACCCAGAGGAAGCUCAACUCGGCCAACCGACAGCUCUACCAGUGCCUGGAGGACCUUCAGCGAGCCGAGGACGAAAACGCACACCUGAAGACACAGAGUGAGCAGAUGCAGAAAAGUCUGGAGGAGUCGGUGAGGGAGAUGGAGAACAUGACGGACGAGUACAACAAGAUGAAGAUCGUCAUUCAGCAGACAGACUCCAUCAUGGACCAGCUCAGGAAGGAGAGGGACCACACAAAGCUGCAAGUCAGAGAGCUUACGGAUAAGAUUCAUAGUAGGACUGAAGAGGAUGACACAAUCAUGGCAGCAGUCAACGCCAAAGUGGAGGAGUGGAAGAGAGUGCUCUCUGGGAAGGACGAUGAAAUUCUGGUGUACCAGCAGAUGAUCCGCGAGCAGAGGGACAAGCUGCGGUCCGCCCAGCUGGACCUCGACAAAAGCGACAUCGGGGCCCUGCAGCAGGUCAUAUUUGAGCUCUGCAGCGCCGUCCAAGAGAGAGAUAAUCAAAUCAAGAUACUGAGUGAGCAGGUGGAGCAGUAUACAGGGGAGAUGGAGAAGCACACCCUGCUCAUCGACGAGCUAAAGACCUCCACCAUGAAGGACAGAGGCCUCCCAUCGUCCGUACAGCAGAGAAAGAUGCAGGAGCUGAAGUCCAAGCUGGAGGCUGCGGAGACGAGAGCCGUGGAAGCAGCGCGGGCGGCAAAGCUCGCCGAGGCUCACGCCGAAGAGAAAGACAAAGCACUCAUUGAGGCCUCAAACCGCUUGAGCCAGUAUGAGUCUGGCACUUAUGGCCUGGAAGCAGCCAUCGCAGAGAUCAAAGAGAGUAAAAAUCAAAUUAAAGUGCGAGAUCUUGAGGCGGAGGCCUUGACCAAAGAGAUCAACCAGCUUGAGAUGCGAAUGAAUGAGCUCAUGGACCAAAACGAGGAUUUCCGAGAAAAACUAGGUCUGGAACCAGCGACGGAAGUUGACCUCACAGAGUUCCGGCGAGCAAAAGAACUCCGCCAGCGGCAGUACAAAGCGGAAAACCAAGUCCUCACCAAAGAGAUCGAAAGACUCGAAGAAGAGAGACUGGAGCUGAAGAAACAAGUCAGGCGCAUGGUGAAGGAAAGAGGGAUGCCACAGUCCAGCCUGCUGCUGGAGGAGGACCUCGGGCCCGGCAGGAAACCGGGCAGGACCUACACGGAUGAAGAGGACCGACGCAAAAAUGAGCACCUAGAACAAGUUCUGAGCCACAAGGAGAGCGAGCUGGACCUUCAUAAGACCCAGUUCCACAUGCGAUUGGAAGAACUGACGAAGGUGAAGAGCGACCUGGAGGGCGCGCUGAAAGAAGUCCUCCACGCCAUGCGGGUUAAUCGAGAAAGCACUCCGGCUGCCAUCAAUAUUCCCCGUCUUGAAAAGUUGGUCAACGCCGUGGAUGCCGGCAGCCUGAGCGGGCAGUCUGAGUCGGCCCCGGACCUCCAGUCCCAAAUCCAUCAGCUGCUGGGCAGAAACCAGGAGCUGAGGCAGGAACUGAAAUCGGCCCGUCUGGAAGCAACCGGCAGUUUCACUCAGCUUGCCGCAGCCAAAGAAAAGGUGAGCCAGCUGGAAGGUGAAUUGGAGUUGUUAAGGAGGUCGGGCCACCAGGGGGUCGCCUUCCGACCUCUGACCCUCCCCGAGGGCUUAGCGCCCAGCAGCACUGAGGUCAUCAGCUCUCUGAAUGAGUACGCCAUCCGACUUCUUCAGGAGCUUAAAAACCAGGAGGAGAAAAACAAGAAACUGGCAGGAACACUGGAGGAAUACAAGGAGAAGUUCUCUGUUGUUACCCACCAACAAGGACUCUUGUAUAAAGAAUACCUGCGGGAGAAGUCUGAGUGGCAAAAGGAGAAAGAGACAUUUACAGAGUUGAAGAACAAGCUGGAGGAGCAAAAGCAAGUGGAUGCUGUUAAAAUCCAAGAAUUCAACGAGCUGCUGGACAGCCUCCAGAAGAGCCCGGAGGAAGUCAGGAGAUCGCUGAGCGAAGCGCUGCGCAGGGCGACGGUGCUGAAGGUCAACGAGACGAAACUGGCGCGUCGCUACGUCACCCUGCUGGAGCAAGAACAGCACCUCCGCAGGGAGAACGGCAAGCUGAGGGACGACAGCAGCCGCAUGCAGGCUUCUGUCACCCAGAGGAUAGGCUACCUGCAGAGAUACAAGGAAAUGUCGGCGUACAAGAUAGCAGCGCUGCAGAAGGCCUUGGAUGAUAGCGUGCCCUCAUCAGACCUGGAGAGGGCCAACAAACAGUACACAGAGCUGACAGUGAAAUACAGAGACGUGCUACAGAGGGACAGCCGCCUGAUACAGAGAACCACCAACCUCGAACAUCUGGAGAGUGAGAAUGAGUCUUUCCGGGAGCAGAUGUCAGCCAUGAAUAAGGAACUGGAAAUCACAAAGGAGAAACUGAAUACCUUGGAGCAAGCAUGGAACAACAUCAAUGCGAUUGGAGGUGAGAGUAACAUGGAUAAGGCCGACAAGGCGUUGGCCAACCAGGAGAUGGUAUCGGCUGCCAGGCGCAUCACCACCCUGGAAAUGAAGGAGCUGAACGAGAGGCAGAGAGCAGAGCAUGCCCACAAAAUGUACGAGCACUUGAGGAAGUCCCUCAGGCAGGUGGAAGAACGCAACACGGAGCUGGAGUCCAAGUUUGCAGAGCUGACCAAGAUGAACGCGGAGGCCCAGCGGGUGGAGCGGGAGUUGAGAGACGAGCUGGCCGGAGGCGUCAGCAAAGCUCUGAGCGACGCCGACAGAGCCCGCAUCGCAGAGCUGGAGAAGGCCGAGGCUGGACUCCGGGUCGAGGUUUCUAAGCUCCAAGAGGUAUCUGACGUGGCCAUGAUGCAGGCGUCUGCCCUACAGGCCAGACAACAGUCCAACGAGAAGGAGGUAGACGCUUUGAGGAGACAAAUACUGGACUACCAGUCCCAGUCCGAUGAGAAGGCCCUCAUUGCAAAGCUCCACCAGCACGUUGUUGCUCUGCAGCUCAGAGAGGCGGCCCUCUCUGCCCAGCUGGAGGCGGCCGCUGCUCAAGUCAAGCAGCUGGAGGCCCACAGGCUGCGUGCCGAACAGCGGCUGGACGCCGGCGAGCGCGCUCUGUUCCUCGCCCGCCAGGAGGGGAGAAACCGCUCCAAGCACCUGAGGCAGACCAUCCAGUCGCUGCGAAGGCAAUUUGCCGGAGCUCUGCCACUUCACCAGCAGGAAAAGUUCUCUGUGGCCAUGGUGGACCUCCAGGAAAACCAAGCCCAAGCCCAGGAGGAGAAGAGGAAGGCUGUGGAGGAGAGGAGGGGGGCUGAGGGCAGGGCGCAAGAACUGGAACUGAGACUCCGAGGCCUGGAGGAGCUCAUCUCAACUCUAAAGGACGUGAAAGGGGCCCAGAAGGUGACCGAGUGGCACAAGAAGAUGGAAGAAGCUCGUCUGCAGGAGCUGAGGAAAGGUAGGGAGCUGGUGGUCCAAAAGGAGGAGAUCAGGUACCUGAAGAACCUGGUGGAGGAGCAGGAGCGCACCAUCCGCUCGCUGGAAGAGGACGUUGUGCAGCAAAACACGCUUCUGCAAGAACGGCAGCUUGCGUAUGAUCAGCGAGAAGUGGAGCUGGAGCGUCAACUGGACCAGUACGAAAGGCACCAAAAUGAAAUAGUGAGCGGGUCGGAAAAGUAUGAAGACGGUACGGGAUCCCAUCCCGACCCGAGCCUCCCUCUAGCUCACCAGUUACAGUUUGCCUUGGGGAAAAUCAGAGAGCAUGUCCGCACCAUCUUAGACACGCAGGCCACCUGCAAAAGUAUGGAUGAGAAGUUGAAAGAGAAAGAAGCCGCUCUGCGGAUGGCCGAACAGAACGUCGUCUCCAGGGAUAAAGUGAUCAACGAGCUGCGCCUGCGGCUCCCGGCGGCCGCCAGCAGAGAGCGCCUGCUGGCGGACCUCGCUAAGCACGAAGAGGGCCGAUCAGAUAGUCAGCCGGCCAUCAAGCUCGCUCACCAGACCAUCCGAGACCUCCAGGCCCGGCUCAACAAAAAAGAGGACGUGAUAAAGAAAUGCCACAACCAGUUGGCUGGAGCCAGACAGGACCAGGAGGAGAUGAUCAAGAGACACCAGGAGGAGCUGAGAACGUUGCAUCACAAGUUGGACCAGCAGACGGACACCUCGCUGGACCGCUUCAAACAGACCGCUUUGGAGCUGAUGAAAAAGCCCACCAUCAGGGUGCAGACCACCAAGCAUCUCGAGCGUCUGGCUGAGUUGGAGCAGACGGCGGCUGAACAGGACGCGUCGCUCUCCUCCAUCACAGAGAAGCUGAAGCUGGCCAACGGCGAGCUGGAGCGUCAGAGGAUCACCAUGGAAACCCUGGCUAAGAGACACGCCGGCGACAUGUCAAAGCUGGAGGAGGAGCACGCCGCCCAGGUGAAAGCUCUGACUGGUCAGACUGAGGAUCAGGCGAGCCAGAUGGCCCACGUGGAGAAGGAGGUGAACUACCUGCGCGCGGAGCUGGCGGCCCAGAAGGAGGCCAACGUCCGCUCCCCGAGCAACACCAUGAGGAACCUGGUGGAGCGGCUGAAAGCUCAGCUCAGCCAGAAGGAGAAGCAGCUCAAGGCUCUCAGUAAGGCUCUGCUGCAGCUGCGGGCCGAGAUGACGGCCGCCGCCGAGCAGCAAGUCGUAGCCGGCGCCGCGCAGAGGGAGGAGAGCCUCAAUGUGCAGAUGUUGGUUGACAGACACACCAAAGAGCUAAAGGUGCAAGUACAGGAAGUUAAUGAGGAACUUCAAGCUGCGAAGGAGUUCGCCAAAGCAGCCAGAUGUCGGGAGAAAAGCCUGAAAGAGGAGGUGGACGGCCUGAACCAGGACCUCCAAAAGAGUCUGAAAAGCCAGCGACGCCUGCAGGCGGAGAAGGAGGAGAAGGAGCAGGAGGUGCAGGAGCUCAAGCAGCAAGUGAAGAGGCUCAGCAGCACCCUUCAGAAUCCGGCAGAACCAGAUGGGAAGGGGUCAACCAUCGAGAAUCUGCAGAAGAAGGUCCGGCGCCUGGAGGCUGACUUGGAGAAAAGAGGAGAGAUGACGCACGUGAAGGAUGAUCAUGAAAAGUCCAAAGGUCAAAUGGUGCGUUGGGAGGAGGGGAAGAAAUGGCAGGCCAAGCUGGAGAAGAUGAGAACUUCACUGAAGGAGAAGGAACGAGAGAAUGAGUCCGUGUCCAAACAGCUCGGCACUCUGAAAGAGCUCUACGCCAGACUGGAACAAGAGAAGAGUUCCCUGCAGAAGAAGCUGAGGGGUCGAGGUGUGACCGCCGACCAGGUGGUGGGAGCGCGAUCCGCCGAGAUGGAGAUGGAGUCAGAAGAGCUGAGGAGGAAGAACUCUGCCCUGGAGACACAGAUCCUCACCAUAAAAGAGCAGCAGGCUUUACCCCGAGACGACGCCAUGGAGAAUCUGACCCUGAGGAACCGCUAUUUGGAAGAGCGACUUCACUCCGUAGAGAUGCAGAUACCCAGAGAGGCCCCAUCGAGACCCUCUGCCCAAAGCUUCUCCUCUCGGGCUGCCCGAGGGACUGACUCUCUCACUUUUGAUGUUGCCGAUGGGUCACGCAAAAGGAAUGCAGCGCCCCCCUCUGCCGACUCCUACCGCCGGCCUGUAGUCCCUGAAGGCGAUGAAGACUCUGCUGACGAAGGGCCGGUGACCCAGCUGAGCCCUGGUGGGGCAGAGGAGGUCCACCCCCAGCGAGAACAAUUGGGUCCUCACGUCGCAGGAAGCGGUGACACCAGUCACGUUGGAGAGGACGAAGAGGUCUCAGGAAGUGCACAAGAACUCUGCUUUGCUUCCGAAGGGGAGGCCGCUGACGACAACGACAAAGACCAAGAAACAAGGAGCGCAGAAGGAGGCGAGUCCAGAGCCGGCGAUCCUUCGGGGGCACCAGGAUCGGAGGCGUCCUCCCCUGAGCCCGCGUCCACAGCCACGUACCCGCAGGGUGCCGGUGAACGCGACGAUCCCGCAGGAACCGCCGGCGAAAAGCCAGAGCAGGCCAAGCUGAACGAUGAGGGGGUGGAGGCUGCCAGGGAGGUGAUGCAGGACGCUAAUCCAGAGCACUGCCGCUCCGCAGAACCAGAUGUGGACACCGGCUCCGUCCUGAGCGAACCCCGAGAGAGGUUUAUGGGUAGAAAAGGGGACGCUCGCCCUGGAAGAGCAGAGAGCCGAUCGGUUAGGUAUCUGAAGACUUCAGGACGCGGCACCGGCACCCCCUCCCAGAGAGAUCAGGACCUGCAGAAGGAAAACCUCAAACUGGCCUCAGAGAACCUGGAGCUUCGCUUCCAGCUGGGGCAGGCCGACAAAGACUUACCCAGACUGAAGAAUCAAGUAGCAGACCUGAAGGAGAUGUGCAGCGCGCUGAAGCAGGACAAAGCGGACGUGGAGAAAAAGCUCUCACAUAUAAGCAGAGCCGGUCACAGCGGGAAAACGGUAGCUGAACUGGAGAAGACGGUCGGGUUGAUGAAGAAGGUGGUGGAGAGGGUGCAGAGGGAAAACGACGCACUGAGGAAGUCCGGCGCUGCUGCAGGUCAAGACAAAGUCGCUGCCUUGGAGCUGGAAAGGGAAAAGCUGAAGGCUGACUACGAGAAGCUGAAGAGUCAAAGUGAGGCCGAGCUGAGUUCCAAACUUGAAUCUAAAACAAAAGGACUGGAGAAGAUAGUGAUGGAGAGCGAACGUCUGCGCAGGGACAUCAAAAGGGAAAUGGAAGCGGCCCAGAGGCUGCGAGAGACCAAGGCGAGUCUGGAAGCGACCAACGAGAAGCUGGAGGCCGAGCUGGAGGAGGCCAAGCAGAGGCUGCAGGCGGCUCUAUCCGGAGCCAUCGCGCAGGGGGCGGGCAGUAAGGCCCACAAGGCCUCCGUGGUGACCAGGAUGUUCGAGACCAAGAUGAAGGAGCUGGAGAAGGAGCUCUCCCAGAAGACCAGGAGUCUGUCUGAACUCACACUCCAGCUGAAGGAGAUGAAGCAGAGCCAGGAGACGGCACAGAGAACCAUCGGGGAGCUGCAGGAUCAGGUUGACACGUUGAGGGGUUUCCCAACCACUGCGGGGGCCGGCGGGGGGGUCACCAAGGAGCUGCAGGCCACGAGGUGGAUGACCUCUGACCUGGUGGAGGAGAACGCUGAGCUGAAACGAAGGCUGGACGAGUACAGCGAGCGGUACGGGGACACGUCCUCGACCCCAGACCACGCCAAGCUCAGACGCGCUCUGCACGCCGCCGAAGCGGAGAAGACCAAAGUCCAAGGCGAGGUGAAAAAGCUGAAGAAGGAACUAGAGAACUUCGACCCGACGUUUUUCGAGGAGAUCGAAGAUCUGAAGUAUAACUACAACUUGGAGGUGAAGAAGAACAUCCUGCUGGAGGAGCAGCUGAAGAAGGUGUGCGACCGGUUUGGCGUAGAAGCCGAGCUGCCCGACGUGUCCGUGGGUUAACACGGGUCACUGUGCCUUUAAAUGCGCCCCCGCCCCCCCCUGUGAAGAAUGUCUCCUCUUCAGGACCACGGUGAAGAACCAGGCAGCUAAUUUCUUUGGUGACUGUGUAGCACAUUAAUGUUUAAGUGUGUCAAUAAAGCAGACGUCUGAAUGGCCUCAUA
Messenger RNA from Gasterosteus aculeatus aculeatus (three-spined stickleback), 8195 nucleotides. It is a transcript of the gene cep290, whose product is annotated as centrosomal protein 290. Lineage: Eukaryota; Metazoa; Chordata; Actinopteri; Perciformes; Gasterosteidae. Gene Ontology annotation, cellular component: centriolar satellite; ciliary transition zone. The record is from RefSeq and is a predicted model, not a curated record. Gene Ontology annotation, biological process: ciliary transition zone assembly; kidney development; non-motile cilium assembly.